CAAUUUUCAAACUUAACUAAAUUCAUAUGACAUUUUUUUAAAAAAAAUUACAAAAUGGCGAAGAUAAAUUGGAACAGAAAAUAAAAAAAGAGGAAGAGGAAGAAACUAUUGUGCGGUAGGGCUCUAUGCCAACAGUACACAGCCCAGCCCAUGGGGAGGUCAUCUUCCUCCCCUGUUCAUCCAGAGCGUCGUGGACGCUCGUACGUCGUCCGUGGCGUGGACGCCACACACGGCGGCCAUCCGCUGCAUCCCCCGAUGGAUAAGAAGGACCCCCUCGAUCCCCUCCUGACCCUAGCGCCAACCACCCCCUCCCUCACUCCCUUUCGCUCUCUCCCGAGCGCAUCUGGCGCCACGCAGCCGUUGACCACGAGGCCAGGAACCUCCCUGCGCUACCUGGGAACGGCCAGGGGACCGCCUUCUUCUUCUUCAUCCUCUCCAUUGCCCCUGGACAAGCCGGAGCCGUCCCUUGCGCUCGCCAUCGACGACAUCUUCGCCGCGUACAUCGCCAUCGUCCGCCGUCGAUUGCCGCCGCUCUUGUCCACCUCUGGCCUCCCCGGCCAUGCCCCAAGAGUUCAUAACUACGAGACUGACGCCACUGCUGCUGUCCCGAUCGACUACGGUGUUGACGACCCCUCCUUCUUGCCAGAGCAAACAGAGAGCCCCUCACUUCAGAUGAUCGCCUGA
Triticum urartu is the source of this 684-nucleotide messenger RNA. Lineage: Eukaryota; Viridiplantae; Streptophyta; Magnoliopsida; Poales; Poaceae. The record is from RefSeq and is a predicted model, not a curated record.